This is a messenger RNA of Penicillium arizonense, 528 nucleotides long. RefSeq lists its product as uncharacterized. The coding region runs from base 1 to 528 and encodes 175 amino acids. The record is from RefSeq and is a predicted model, not a curated record. The transcript is spliced from 2 exons. Lineage: Eukaryota; Fungi; Ascomycota; Eurotiomycetes; Eurotiales; Aspergillaceae.
AUGGAUGCCCCGAACAGCACGCCAGACCAGGAAAAAGAAGGAGAACAGCAGCCCAGUGAAUUGCCAAUCCUUUGUGAAAAAGACAAUUCACAGGAAGCUUGUGGUCAUGUCCCUCCAUCGCUCUCUCCCUCGCAACAGGAAGCAGAAACAAGACAUACGUUUGCGACCGAGCCCUUUCAACCCAUCUUGAAGGUGCUAGCAGACCUCGAACGCGACGAUCCCAAGUUCGCCUUUCCAGCAGCUCGACUUGUUGGACUCUAUCGACGUCUCUGGGAGUCCUGUGUUUCCAAGCAUAUCGAUGGCCAGAAGCUAGAGCAAAGCAAUCAGAUCUUGAAGGAGGCUGGCACACACCUGCUUAAAGAGAGGGACGGUCUUCAGCUUCGCCACGACAAGCAGCUGUCUCGGCUGCGCUUCUUCGAGCAGGCACUGGAAUCAUCUCGGGGUCCACUGAUUAGGGUACUCGAUGACUGGAAUCACCCUUCCAGACUCAAUCUGGCAGGGCUGCCAGACAUGGCAAGAGAAGAGUGA